Knipowitschia caucasica is the source of this 1455-nucleotide messenger RNA. NCBI's taxonomy places the organism in Eukaryota, Metazoa, Chordata, Actinopteri, Gobiiformes, Gobiidae. The record is from the annotation of a GenBank genome assembly.
AUGACGCACCAGACGCUUCCAACGCUCGCCUCAAACCGACUCGAGAAUCAUGUUCGAGGCUUUGGGCCAAAAUGCAAAACGCACACAUUUAACAUGGACUCGCUGAGUAAAAUGACGGCUCCGGCUGCGGCUAAGUUUAGACAGCUUCAGAAAAUUGUCCAAGACAUAAAGAAGAACGACGGCAGCCUUUUGGACAAACUGAGAAGACUCAGGAAAACAGUGCCAAGACUUCAAGGCAGAGACCACAGAGGAGAAGACCGAGAGGACAGCGACAGUUCUGACCCCGACUACGAUAAUGAGAUGUACGCAGACCCACGGGAGGACCACGACGACAGCUACGAGCCGCCGCCGUCCCACCACCACCACAUCCUCAGCUCUGGACCCGUGUCGAGGGGGGAGUACCUCGGCAGCUGUCCCAGUCGACCUGAGAGGCCUCUGAAGAAGCCUCAGCGUCCAGUGAGAACCCCCAAGCGCCACCCCCCACCUCCACUGCCCCUCCCAGAGGACAACGACGAGGCGGACUACAUCAGCCCGGACGGCAGCAACGACGAAGACUACAUCGAGCCAAACGAGAAUCCGCCUCACAGAGGCAGAGCCGCACCACCGCAGAGACCGGACAGUCCCGAGGUUUACGAAGUCCCAGACAACAAGCCGCAGCCUCCUCCAACGAUAAACAGACUGGGUCCAAAGACUUCACAGACACAUCCAUUGCCUCCAUCACCGAGCCCACGAUUACCUCCGAGAUCUCCUCCUCCCGAGCAGACAGACGAGGAGUACGAAGUCUGUGAUGGAGACAACAGGAGCAGCGUCAAACCCAGAGACUCCCGUCCUCUUCCUCUUCCUCUUCCUCGGCCCAGACCUCUGCCCAGAGAGAGAUCUCCCAAUCCUCCACUGAAACCUAAAGUUCCAGCCAAACCGUUGUCCAGAGCGUUUGAGGCCCGGACGUUGCCCGUGACGACAAGUGAACCUGAGCUGCCAGCUCCAAAAAGUUCCUCCCUGGAUUUGAAACGACCAAAGAUUCCUCUUCCACUUUUCAUGUCUCAGAAACACACCGAGAAAGAGACUGAGGCAGAGAACGGAAACACGGAGGAAGACGAGGAGUCAGAGCUGCACUGUAAACCCUGGUUCGCAGGUUCCUGUGACCGAAAAACAGCUGACCAAGUCCUGGCUCAGACCAAUCAGGACGGAGCGUUCCUGGUGCGGAACAGCUCGGGUCACGACGCGCAGCAGCCGUUCACUCUGGUGGUGUUUCAUAACGACCACGUCUACAACAUCCCAGUACGCCUCCUCUCCACCAGGAGGCAGUACGCCCUGGGGAGGGAGAAGACAGGAGAGGAGUAUUUCCGCAGCGUGACUCACAUCAUCGAGCACCAUCAGCAGACGCCGCUGGUUCUGAUCGACGGCCAGAGCAACAGCAAAGACGCCACCAGACUCUGUUUCCCGGUCAGACCGUAG